AUGGUUGUGGUCCUGCAGGUGAUUAAUGCUGGUAAGAGUGCACUGAACGAGGACCAGGCCUGCUGCGAGGUGGUCGUAGCAAGAAGGAGGCCAAUGAGCUACUGCCCUCCCUCCACGCCCAGCAAGACCCCCACGGCCAAGAGACGCAACUCCCUGCCCAACGGAGAGAGCCUGGGGCUCCGUGUGGAUCACAGCAAGCUAGGAGAAGACAGUGAAGGUCUGGUGUUCCACUACUGGGGCUUGUUCGAUGGUCACGCUGGCUCAGGUGCAGCGGUUGUCGCCUCCCGCCUACUGCAGCACCACAUCGCCUGCCAGCUCCAGGCCGUCAUCGAGAUCCUACGCAACCUUGCUUGCUUGCCCCCGACUGUCCUGGGUGAGAAUCCCGACAACAACCCCUACCUCCAGGGAAACACCACAGGGCCUCACCGAGCCCUGACCCGGGCCGCUUCUCUGCGCGGCGCAACAGGUGCACCAGGUUCCCCGUGCAACACCCCGCCACCGCCACGCUUCUAUACUGAGAAGAAGAUCCAGCAUGAGAGCCUGGUGAUAGGAGCCAUAGAGAACGCCUUCAAAGAGAUGGAUGCCCAGAUUGAGCGGGAGAAGCAGGUCUUUAACAUCACAGGAGGAUGUACAGCGCUCACUGUGGUUUACUUGUUAGGAAAGCUGUAUGUUGGGAACGCAGGUGACAGCAGGGCAAUCAUCAUCAGAAACAACGAGAUCAUCCCCGUGUCGACGGAGUUCACCCCAGAAUCAGAACGGCAGCGACUCCAGUUCCUGGGUUUCAUGCAGCCUCACCUGUUAGGAAAUGAGUUCACACACCUGGAAUUUCCCCGAAGAGUUCAGAGGAAGGAGGUGGGCAAGAGGAUGCUCUACAGAGACUUCACCAUGAAUGGAUGGGCGUACAAGACCAUCGAGGAUGAAGAUCUCAAGUUUCCACUGAUAUAUGGUGAAGGGAAAAAGGCACGAGUGUUGGCUACCAUCGGUGUGACGCGAGGACUCGGUGACCAUGACCUCAAAGUUCAUGACUCCAACAUCUACAUCAAACCGUUCCUGUCCUGUUGCCCUGAGGUUCAGGUCUAUAACCUGGCGCAGUAUGAGCACGGGGCUGAUGAUGUUCUGGUAAUGGGAACCGACGGCCUCUGGGACGUCCUCUCCAACCAGGAAGUAGCCGAAACCGUCACCACAUUCCUGGCCAACUGUGACCCCGAUGACCUACACAGGUAUACGAUGGCAGCACAGGACCUGGUGAUGCGAGCGCGUGGCGUGCUGAGGGACCGAGGCUGGAGAAUCACCAAUGAGCGCCUGGGCUCCGGAGACGACAUCUCGGCCUUCAUCAUACCGCUGAUGUACGGCAACAGUCAGCCCUGAGAAGCCCCACAGAGAGGCGGAAGGCUCUUCAACCAACAGGACUGAUUUGAACUGAGAAUCCCUGUUCAGUUUCCUCAGUGUCGUUUGCACAUUUACUUUCUUCCUUCCUUUAGAAGGAUGUACUAAUGUUUGGAGAUUUAGAUUUGUUUUCAUAUCUCUUUAGGAGUUCAUUGGUCAGCCACCAAAUUUGGCUGCUCAGGGGACACGGCAGUCAGCUCCGCUUCCAUCAUCGUUUGUUUUAUAAACUCAAAAACAUGAACAUUUGUGUCAUGAAUCCAAAUUGUCAAGAAAUAAUUGUAUCUAUUUAAAGUUAAAAGUGAUGGAGUGAAAACAUCUUGACGGCCCCUGAACUCCUGCAGAGAUGUGAACGCUGAAAGACGAAUGCUCUUCCAAAGUGAAGAAAAUACCUCUUUUCUUUCUGCCCUUCUUCCCUCUUGCAGUGCUGUACAUGGCUCCUCUUCUUCCUUCUCCUUUAGUCCUCCCCUCUUCUCCUUCAGCGUUUAUAAAGAAACCUCCUUCGUCUCGUGACCGCGGGCAGAGCUGCCAGGUCAGUCGCGUUUUCCGUUUCGCCACAGUGUGGCUUUGAAGGACUCACUUGAAGAAGAACUGCUUCCAGAUCACAGACUCAUUGUAGCAUUGAGAUUUUAGUGUUUCCAUUCUCACAGUCUUGUUUUACUCUGGAGUAAGAUCUCUUCAGCCUGUAUGGAUCAACAUAGUUUGAGAUGGUUUAUGGUUGAAUUGGCAUUAUUUUAACAUCUGCAUAGAAAGAAAUUCACAAUUUAUUUAAUCCUAGUCUUAACAUUUACAUUUUUUGCGAAAAAUCUAUGUUGCUUCAUGAAACAUCCAUGCUUUGACUUUAUGAGAUCAUCGAUGAUCUCAUCGCAAGAAAGCAAAUAUGUUAACCAGUUCCUUUUGAGUAAAUAUUUUGUACAAUGUGCACUAGGGGUGGGCAAUAUGAAGAUAUAAAUCGACAAAACGAUAUAAAAAUGUAUUUUUUUUAAGUGACCCUCAUAAGAUUUAACAUUAGAUUAUGAUUUGUACAUCAGUAUGAUCGCACUUUAGGCCCUGAAAUAUUCCCUGCAACAGGGAGAAUUUAAUUAAAUACAUAACUGUAAUAAGAAAUUAAUGAAUCACAAUCAAAGUCACAGAGAAGGAAACAAAGUUUUGCUUUGACAUGUUUUGCAUGUUUCAUACGCUUUAGAGGCUCGGUACAGAUCCCAUUUGUGUUUAGGGGGACAUGUGGAGCUACGUGUACGGAGUUUGAAUGUAGUGAUUUCCUGUGUGUCAGUGCAUGCAGUGACAUAUUGUAGGCCUGGGAAUAUGAGCGACGGUGCAAUGGUUUACACUGCGGUUUGUUUUUAUAUGGACUGAAUUUGUAUUUCUGUAAUGUAUCGAAGCGUUAGUGAUGAUGGUGUUUGUUUGUAAAUGUGCGUAGACCAUUUCUAAGGUUGUUGUUCCUUUAGAGUUAUUGGCAUCCCAGACAUUUAGCAUAAGAGCUAAGGGUGUGAUUUUUUUUUUUACUUGUUGAUUGUACUUUAGAAAGAAAAGCAGCCAUGAAGAGUUUAGCUUGUCUGAAAAAAAAAAAAAAAAUCUUUUUUUUCUUCCCUACAUUAUUAUUCUGUGUUCAUACAGGCUACACUGCUCAGCCGAUCACAGUGGGUUGAGAUGUGGGGGAUGAAAGGUAGUCUGGGAGAAGGAGACACUUAGACUUCAGAGGAUCAAUAAAAAGUGGUCAUCAUUUUAGAAACGUUUGAUUCCAGUUUGAGAAAGAAAAAAAAAUUGACUGCAUAACAUUACCCCCCCAUUAGAGGAUAUGUAGAGUUUUGGAGCAGCACUGGUUUACUUUAGACUUACUGUAAAGUGAGAAUAUGUCUCCUUAUUUCAUAAAAAUGGGGCCUACAGGCAAUUGACUGAAUCCAAAGAAGUUCAUUUGGAAAUGGUGCAGUGCCAGGAUGAGAAAGCCAUUGUUAAAGGAACAGUUUGACAGUUUGGGACAUGGGCCCCCAUUUAAACAAUCUCUAGCCCAAGUGCAUUUAGGGCGUGUCUAACUCCACUUUAGCUACUCAAACAGCACAUGAUCUGAAUACUUUUUUAUCUGAAUAAUGCGCCUUUUUAAAUAGCAGGAAAAUACCGCAACAUUGACUUUAGAGCAGGUUCUUGUUGAUCAAUGGUGCAGUCGCUUCAAGACACCACACCUUAUUUAAAGAUGGCCGCACAGAUGGCACAUGUACAUUUGCUACUUUCGUAAUGUGGGUGCUGUGCAUGCAAAUGACAACUAUGCCGGAAUAAAACUGACAAUGACAGUUGCGCUGUGCUGUGCGCCGACUUGCGGUGGGUAUAAGAUGGAGCCUUUUCCCAAGAUGUCGAACAUUUGUUUUACGUCACAUGAUAUGUGCCACAGUGUAGCGUGGGCUAUUUAUCAUCUUAGCUUUGACAAUUAAUUAUCGACAUUCCUCCAAGCAGCAGUCAUUUGUAUUUGCCUAAAGUUAUAUGGUGCAUUUUUCCUCGGGUACAUUCCAUCAAAGAAAUAUUUUAUUUAAACAUUCUGUCAUUAUUAUUUUUUGUUGCAUCUUUAAUUACAUUAAGCUAUUAGACAGUUACCAAGUUUUUUUUUUAAAUUGUUCUCUAUUUAAUUUAUUGAAUGCGUUUUGUUUUUUCAAGUCUGUCCUGCCACCACAUUAUUUUCUUGGCAUGUCCUCUGAGCAGUAUCAGAAAACCCGGCUUCAUCCGACUCAGAGAUUGAAUGUUUUGAACUGCAAACAAACAUGUUAAGACAACGUCUGAAUGAUGCAUCAGAAUAUGUGUUGAAUGUUUAUUAAGCCUUUUUCUCUUAGAAGAAUGUCAAAGAUUGAAUAUAUGAUUUAUUUUUGUCAUCCUACUGUGCCACCCAACUGCUGCACAUCAACUCAGGUUCAAUUCUCAUGUGUAGUUUGAGUGGACAAGCCGUUAAGAGGGAUUUUCUGAAGGCAGGGAGUCCUCAGGGCGCUUUAUUCGUUCCACUACAUUUGUAAAUACAUCGGAAAGGAAACUCUUAGACUUGAAAGUUUACUUUGUACCUUCAGCCCGACUGUUGGUUUCCCCUUUUUGAAGUUGCUAUAUUGUGAAAGUAGUCACUGCUGUUGUUUUUCUACCUUUAGACUAUAAAGGUUGGUGGAAAUCGAGAAGGGCUGGAAGGUUUUAACUGUAGCAAAGAGGAAGUUUGAAGCCCAGUGGGGAACUGUUUUUAAGUAACCAUUGUUUUACCCUCAACCUUUGUUUGUGAAUGUGAAAUGUACAUUUUGUAUAACAAUAAGAUAACCUAUGAAGUUGAAAUAUUUUUAAUGUUUCAUUGUGAAACUCUGACUUUGGGGGUGAGAAAGCAAUGUUUACCUUCAGUGUUUCUUUACCAGAAAUUUAAAAAAGAAAAUAAAUGUUAAAGAUAAAUGUAUGAUGUGUAGUUUGUGUCAUUAAAAAAAAGUAAAAAUCGAAUGUAAA
Messenger RNA from Cottoperca gobio, 4842 nucleotides. Its product is annotated as protein phosphatase 1H-like. Gene Ontology annotation, biological process: protein dephosphorylation. The record is from RefSeq and is a predicted model, not a curated record. Lineage: Eukaryota; Metazoa; Chordata; Actinopteri; Perciformes; Bovichtidae. Gene Ontology annotation, molecular function: [pyruvate dehydrogenase (acetyl-transferring)]-phosphatase activity. Gene Ontology annotation, cellular component: mitochondrion. The coding region runs from base 1 to 1368 and encodes 455 amino acids. The transcript has 10 exons.